This is a messenger RNA of Nelumbo nucifera (sacred lotus), 1857 nucleotides long. Its product is annotated as E3 ubiquitin-protein ligase At4g11680. Gene Ontology annotation, molecular function: ubiquitin protein ligase activity. Gene Ontology annotation, biological process: protein ubiquitination; ubiquitin-dependent protein catabolic process. Gene Ontology annotation, cellular component: plant-type vacuole. The record is from RefSeq and is a predicted model, not a curated record. NCBI's taxonomy places the organism in Eukaryota, Viridiplantae, Streptophyta, Magnoliopsida, Proteales, Nelumbonaceae.
AGAUUCGAUUGCAAUUCCAUACAUGUUCUCAAGUGAAGACGUUCAUCUGUCCGGAAGUGUCCAUUUGUUUUUGUCGUUGUUUCCACCGAUCGUGAAUUAACAAUCGUGUUUACCUAUCUUUAAUUGCAGAAAGUGUAUUGACUGAAAUUCGGGAGAAAGUAAUUUCUUAUUUUACUUGCUUUAUUUUUUUUGGCUUCACUUGAUGAAGUCGACUCGAAUCGGGCAGCAGGAGCUGUGGGAUUGAUUAGAGUUAGGGUUUCUGUCAUCCGAAGGGAAGAGUUCGAGGAUGGCAACAACGAGGUAUCCGAAUUCAAAUCCCGAUGAUAUUGUUGAUUCGACACCGUUGCUCGGAAAUUCGGACAGAAGUGGAGAUGAAGAUCGAAGUCGUAGGAUUGGCCGGAGGCCGAGUUUACGCGGAGCUGCUCGGUUUCUCCAAAGAGCGAGCAGCCGUCGGAUGUUGAGGGAGCCAUCGAUGCUGGUCCGAGAGACGGCGGCAGAGCAAUUGGAAGAGCGACAGAGCGAUUGGGCUUAUUCAAGACCAGUUGUUGUUCUGGACAUGGUUUGGAAUAUGGCUUUUGUGAUUGUGGCGGUUGCGUUUCUGAUCUUGAGCAGAAAUGAAUCCCCGUCAAUGCCUUUGAGGUUGUGGAUUAUGGGGUAUGCUGUGCAAUGUAUCCUGCACAUGGUAUGCGUCUAUGCUGAGUAUAGACGCCGGCACCCAUCACAUCGAUCGACAUCAUUGGAGCAAGGUGGAGACGGGAGUAGUGGGAAUUUGAGUACAAGCUAUCGAGAUGAUGCAGGGGAUGCUGGCGAUUAUACGACGGCGAUGCGGCAGGAUGAGGAGGGAACCGGCAGUGUGGCAAAACAUCUGGAAUCCGCAAAUACAAUGUUUUCAUUUAUAUGGUGGAUCAUUGGGUUCUACUGGGUAUCCGCUGGUGGCCAAGCUUUGAUACGUGAUUCUCCUCAGCUUUACUGGCUUUGUAUAAUUUUUCUAGCAUUUGAUGUCUUCUUUGUGAUUUUCUGCGUUGCCUUGGCAUGUGUGAUUGGUAUUGCUGUUUGCUGCUGUCUUCCAUGUAUAAUUGCAGUCUUGUAUGCUGUAGCAGACCAGGAAGGUGCUUCCAAGGAGGAUAUUGACCAACUACCAAAAUAUAAAUUCCAGAGGAUUGGUAAUUUUGAGAAAAUUACUGGUGAGAUACAAGGCCCUUUUGGAGGAAUAAUGACCAAGUGUGUGUCUGACACUGAAACACCAAUUGAACAUGUUCUCUCACUGGAAGAUGCUGAAUGUUGUAUCUGCCUUUCGACCUAUGAUGAUGGAGCUGAACUGCGCAAACUUCCCUGCAGUCAUCAUUUUCACUGUUCCUGCAUAGACAAGUGGUUGUACAUUAAUGCUACUUGCCCCCUCUGCAAGUACAACAUCAUAAGGAGUGGCAAUCAAGGUAGGGAAGAAGUAUAGAAGGUGGGCUCUUAAGCAAUUGUAGUGACAUUUCCUCUUCCUAUCCUCUGGUAUAUGUGCUUGUAGGCUGACACAAGUUCAAGUUGUGUAUAAUAUUUUGUUCUGUAGCCUGUCUUUCUGUCUUGCAUAGUUGGGCAUAGGGCUGGCAUUUGAAAUAUUGAUGCUGCCAGCUGCUUCAGCAUAAAGGGUGUUGGUGCAGGUACUAUUAUAGUUGUGGGUGUCUUCAUUAUUCAUUGCCUUUGUAUUUUUGGUUUUGUGUUCUAAUCCUAUACCAGCUUGUGUAUAAUGUCUUGUAAGUUACAAAGGAACCAACCGGCUGGGUUAAUGUGGAGGCUAUUUGUUCUCUCUUUUAUUCACGAAAACGGAAAUAGUCUAGUUCUUUAAAUGAAAAUUUAUUGUUUGCACAA